Messenger RNA from Lichtheimia ornata, 1101 nucleotides. RefSeq lists its product as uncharacterized. Gene Ontology annotation, biological process: maintenance of mitotic sister chromatid cohesion; mitotic sister chromatid cohesion. NCBI's taxonomy places the organism in Eukaryota, Fungi, Mucoromycota, Mucoromycetes, Mucorales, Lichtheimiaceae. The record is from RefSeq and is a predicted model, not a curated record. Bases 1 to 1101 code for a protein of 366 amino acids. Gene Ontology annotation, cellular component: Ctf18 RFC-like complex; nucleus; chromatin. The transcript has 4 exons.
AUGCCAGAGCUGAUCUACGCUUCCUCAUUUCAGAAAGGCUCUUUUAAACUUUUGGAACUUGGCAAUGAAACGGUAGCAGCUUCACUUGAACAAUGUGGCAAACUUGUCAUUAAAGGACAACGGGAGGACGAGGCUGUGCUAUGCACCGACAACCAGACAUAUAGCUUACACGAAGCGCCCACAUCAAACUCUCUUUUAUUGGCAACACCACAAGAUGAUGACACGAUGAAUGUGGUGGAUGACUUGUCCUAUAUCAUCGAGAUCAAGCCUUGUCUUCCACGAUUGGAACGUAUCACUACUUUGCUUCAAUCAACCAUGUACGCUGGUCCAGCUGCCGAGUCAAGUAUCCAAGGCAAGCGCCUCUAUACCUAUCAAGAUAUGCUGUCUUUGGUGCAAGCCAGUGAGCAAGAGUUGAAGGAAGGAUUGAAAUCAAAGCAUGCAUUUGAAUUGGAUGGUUAUUAUCGCAUCCUUGAUCCAGCUUUCAUGUACAAUCUACUUGACACGCUUGCCAACAAUGCAACAUUGUACGACAUUGAUUUACAAGCGAUUCCUUUGGAUGGGGCCAAGACAUGUAUUCGGCAAUACCCUGAGGAGGGUGACAAGAUCCCUGAUGCUGUUGUUAUUGCGUGUUUGGAUGCAUUUGGUGUAUGGCGUGAGGAUGGUGUCACUGUGGCACUGGAUGAGUACAAGGUGUGUCGCUUUAUCGGUGAAUAUUUGCUAUCGAGCGAACGAGGAAAGGAAUGGCCCUUGGAGGAAUACGUGAAUCUUUGGCGUAAUUUGGUGCGUAAGCGUGUGCAAGAUAUCUUUUCACCGGAUCUAUCUAUGCUACGAGGAUUGUAUACGAUGCGUGAAAGGACUCAGCUGCAGUUUAUGCAACCACAGCAAUAUCUCAGCUACUUCCCUGUAUCCGAACUGCCAAAUGACCCCUUGCAGCGAUUUGCCCGCUUGUUUGCAGAAAAGAAGCAAUGGACACCUGAUGAGAUUUUACCCUACAUUGAGGAUUUAGCCCCCGACCAGAAAAAGAAGGACGCUCUCUUACUAAAGUACACUCGUACGCAAAAAAGCAAUGGUCAACUCUUUUACGGUACUCGCAUCAAAUAG